Molecule: messenger RNA, 879 nt
Organism: Rana temporaria (common frog)
Lineage: Eukaryota; Metazoa; Chordata; Amphibia; Anura; Ranidae
Product: phospholipase A2 inhibitor subunit gamma A-like
Exons: 5
Coding region: 265-879 (204 amino acids)
Source: RefSeq, a predicted model, not a curated record
UUGCAGGACCAGUAAUAACGCCUUUCAAUUUUGGUGGUACAUGCUCUUCUCUUCAAAUUUAGGCCACAAUGUUUCUUUACCGAAGGUGACUUAAGUCAAGUUUAUAAAGUCCUGCCAAGAGGAACAUAGUGUGAUGCAGGAGAAAAACAGAUGACAGUCCCUCCCAUUCUCUUUCUCAUGUAUAAAAAUGCUGAAAGUCACCAUAACUGGAGAACAUCGAGAGAAAGAGAAAGAGAGCGAGCAACCUGAAACUAUUGGUCAACAAUGCAGCUUCAAAUUGUGUCCUUCUUCUGGUUCCUAAUAUGUACCAGUGAAGCCCUGCAAUGCAAAAGCUGCUUGGAGCGAUACUCUGAUCACUGCGAGUCCGAAGAAACCAUAGACUGCGGCGAUAGCGAUGGGUGUGGCGCAGCGUCUGGCUUUUUCCAGCAGGGAUCGGAAAGGAAGAAUUUUAUUUACAAAGGUUGCCGGCUUCCGAUAGAAUGCAAUUCCUGGCUGCGCAUUUCCAUGAAUGGCACCUACCUACAGUCCUACAUCACGUGCUGCGAUGGGGAGAUGUGCGACCUGGACUAUUAUAUACCCAGCGAUGAAGAUGAACCGUAUAAUGGCUAUGAAUGUAAAUCUUGCUACUCAGAAGACACUGAAGAGGGAUGCAGCUCCACGCAGCAACAGAAGUGUAGAGGUGAUGAGACAGUGUGUAUGGAGUAUAAAGGAUCCCACAGGAAACAAGAUGGAGAAGAAACUGCUGUUUUCUUUGCUGGUUGUGGCAAUCCUUUGUCAUGUGAAAACCUUGCUUCCUUCUAUAGCUUUGAAGAAAUUGGGAGCGGAUUCUUACUGUGUAAUUUUUUCCCUCUAGAAAUCCCUCCAGUAAUGAUGAACUAA